This is a messenger RNA of Aspergillus nidulans FGSC A4, 1046 nucleotides long. RefSeq names its product clathrin light chain CLC1. Lineage: Eukaryota; Fungi; Ascomycota; Eurotiomycetes; Eurotiales; Aspergillaceae. The record is from RefSeq and is a predicted model, not a curated record. Gene Ontology annotation, molecular function: structural molecule activity. Gene Ontology annotation, cellular component: clathrin coat of coated pit; cytoplasmic vesicle membrane; clathrin coat of trans-Golgi network vesicle. Bases 93 to 815 code for a protein of 240 amino acids. The transcript is spliced from 4 exons. Gene Ontology annotation, biological process: vesicle-mediated transport; intracellular protein transport.
CACUUUCUCAUCAUUUCUCGCUUACCGACCUCUACGUCGUAUAUCCUAUAUUACAAGGAGGAAUAGUUGGUGGUAAUCAUAAAACUCUCAUUAUGGCUGACCGCUUCCCGUCGUUGGAUGACUUCUCUGCGGGACAGACCCAAGCUAUCGAAACCAGCGGCACAGAUGAGAAUGACUUUUUAGCCCGUGAGCGAGCUCUCCUCGGCGAUGAUGCCGACCAAUUUGCGACUGCCCAAGACGUCACUUCCACAGAUGUGAACAAUGACGAACUACUGGGAGGCCCGGAAGAGGCACAGGCCGGCGCUGGGCCUGAGAUUUCGGGCUUUGAAUCCUCGUUCCCGGCCAUUGACACACAGAAUGAGCAAGUUGCUCCCGGCGGCACCAUUACCGGAACUGGUGCGCCCUUUCCGCCAACCGGUUACUCAAGCUACCAGGCUCCUGAGGAGGAGGCCGAACCCGUCAGGGAAUGGCGCGAGAGGCGGGAUGCAGACAUCGCACGUCGGGCGGAGCUCUCGAACGAGAAGAAGGAAGCUACUAUAAAAAAGGCUCAGGAAGAUAUCGACGACUUUUACGUAUCUUAUAACAACAAGGCGGAUAAACUUCGGGCCCAGACUGCGGCCGAAGCUGAGCAAUUCCUCGCCAAUCGCGAAGAUACAUCGUCCGGGGGAACAAGCUGGGAGCGCAUCGCGAAACUCGUGGAUGUAUCUGGAAAGGGCACCAGAGGCGGUGCAAGCGGAUCAGGCAAAGAGCGCUUUCGCGAGUUGCUGCUGAGUCUCAAGAAGGACGAGAGAGCGCCUGGCGCUAGCGGGGUUUGAUUUACUUUUCUGCUGAUUCCCUAAUAUUCUGGCCUUUAUCUUCUCCUGAUGUACGUAAUUAGGCACUUGACUUUUUAGCUUGCAUUCCACCGUCUACACGUUCGGUAUGUAGUUAUUGCGACGGCACUUGGCCCACAAAGGAGCGUUGGAGUUGGUCGGAUAUAGGACGGUAGUCGUGAUUAACUGGGUUCCCGGACAUGGAAGCCUGCUUAUACUCUUGCGGCUCGUCUU